UAGCAUAUUUCUAUGAAAUCUUUUGAUGGCUGUCUGCUGUCUGCUUAAGUGGGCAUUGAUGGCAUGUUAAUUUUUAAAAAGUUUGUACUUCAAAUAUAGGAACUAUCUUGCUUUCGGCGGAUUAUUCUCAGUUGGAACUUCGAAUAUUGGCGCAUUUGAGCGAAGACGCAGGUCUUUGUUCUGUUCUAGCCAACCCGAUGGCGAUGUUUUCCGCGGCAUUGUAUCGGUUUGGAAAAAGAAAAAGCAAGAAGAAGUCAGAGACGAUGAAAGGCAAAAAGCGAAACAAAUCUGCUACGGGAUUGUUUACGGCAUGGGAUGUAAAAGUUUAGCCGAACAGUUGGAAGUCGGGGAAGAAGAGGCUCAACUCUUUGUGAACACUUUCCACGCAAGGUAUCCUAGUAUACAAAGCUUUAUAACAAACACAGUUAACCAGUGCCGCACGAAUGGAUUUGAUGAUGUUGAUGCCUAAUUUUCUUGACAGGUCAACCGAUGUGGAAAAAAAUUCAGGAGGAAAAUGAAUUGAGCUGCUGACAUUGGCCUAUUCUGGAAUACAUCAGUUUGCAUCAUAAUCAGAAAGUGAUUUUCGUCAUAGUAGUCAUAGCGUAGUAAGGAUUCACUAUGGAGGUCCCUUACAAGUUAGAAGUGAUUGCUUUGACUACAAUCAUCAUUAAACUGGGUGUCUCAGUUUUCCCAUAUUCUGGCAAAAAUCAACCUCCAAAAUUUGGAGAUUAUGAAGCUCAAAGACAUUGGAUGGAAAUUACGGUUAACUUACCCAUACAGGAUUGGUAUAGAAAUACAACAGACAAUGAUUUAUUGUACUGGGGACUGGAUUACCCUCCUCUCACAGCAUAUCAAAGCUACCUAACUGGAUCGGUGGCUAAGAAAAUCAACCAAGACUAUGUAAAACUCCAUGUGUCUCAGGGAUUUGAAAACUUUGACCACCAAUAUUUCAUGAGGAUGUCCGUCCUUGUGUCUGAUUGUAUUUUCUUUGUCAGUGCACUUUAUUUUUACAUUAGAAGCUUGAAGAUGAGUAAUAAGUACAAAUGGGUUUUCUUUGCUUUGUCCUCACACUCUGGACUCACCCUUAUAGAUUAUGGUCAUUUUCAGUACAAUUGUGUUUCGUUGGGGUUGACCUUGUGGGCAAUCAUUUUUGUUUCUCAGGGAAAGAAUGUGUUAGCAGCAAUUGCCUUUUCAGCUGCCUUAAACUUUAAGCAGAUGGAGUUGUAUCAUGCAAUACUUCUAUUUGCUGGCUUCUAUUUGCUGGCUUCCUGUCAACCUAAAGGUUCCUCACUUCCCUCCCAACUAAAGAAUUUGGUCCAGAUUGGCGCUGCCACAGUGGCGACCUUUGCAAUCAUUUGCGUGGAAUCUUUGAAGACUAUGUCGCCAAUUUUUGGUGCACGCUAAAUGUUGUGAUCAAAAUCAAACGACUAUUAAACCCAACCUCAAUCACCUCGGGAACUAUCACCUAGGCCAUGCCCGUGCCUGAAAGAAAAAGUCAGGACGUUGAUUCGAACGGAUUCGAAUGCAACGAGCACUAAGUACGGUCACAUUAUUGGAGGAAUGACCGUGUGCUUGGUUCGUGAUUUGGAGUCACAAGUGAUAGCUGCAAGCUGAUAUCACUCGAACCACUGCACCAACCCGACUAAGCGUAUACUUACCUAUCAUACUUACCAUACGAAAUUUGCUUCAUCAAGUCUUUUAUACUGUCUCAUAGAUGAUCGAAAAAAGCUGCAGCUCAUUAUGGCGUCAGUUUAGCUUUAAUGCUAAAUUUCGCAAACACGGUGAACUAGAUUGACAAUAAUAAAAAAUGAACUUUAUUCGUCA
Molecule: messenger RNA, 1824 nt
Organism: Daphnia magna
Lineage: Eukaryota; Metazoa; Arthropoda; Branchiopoda; Diplostraca; Daphniidae
Product: dolichyl pyrophosphate Man9GlcNAc2 alpha-1,3-glucosyltransferase-like
Exons: 5
Coding region: 619-1404 (261 amino acids)
Biological process (GO): protein N-linked glycosylation
Cellular component (GO): endoplasmic reticulum membrane
Molecular function (GO): dolichyl pyrophosphate Man9GlcNAc2 alpha-1,3-glucosyltransferase activity
Source: RefSeq, a predicted model, not a curated record